CAAAAAAAAAAAAAAAGACUCCCAAGGUUUAGGAUGGUUUGUGAUGGCUAGCUCCUCUGGUCAGGGACUUAACAUGAGCAGAAAUUAUAGAGAAUGGCUGGCUGAAACAUUUGAUGGCCAUGAAACGCUGGAUGAUGAGUUGUCAGAUAGUAAUCUGGAUGGAAAUAGUAAUUUGAUUAACCCGUCCGAUCAAAACUUUCCUAUGACUUUGGAACCUAGAGAACCAUACAAAGGCAUGGAGUUUGAGUUAGCAGAGGAUGCUAGGGAGUUUUAUGAGAUGUAUGGCCGGCGUAUGGGUUUCACGAUUCGGAAUAAUCGGACACGUCGAUCUCUUAAGGAUAAGUCAAUAAUUGGCCGAGAGUUUGUUUGCUCAAAAGAAGGUUUUCGUGCAGAAAAACAUACAAAGAGAGAAAACAGAGUUUUCCCAUCACGGCCUGCCACAAGAGAGGGAUGUAACGCAAUGCUAAGAAUAGCAGCAAAGGAUGGGGGAAAGUGGGUUGUCUAUGGUUUUAUUAAAGAACAUAAUCAUGAAUUGAAUCCAAGCAAAAUACCAUCUCGACGGUCGCAUAGAAUUGCAUUUUGUGAGGAUGAAAAAGAUCUUAAAAUCCGGGAACUGUCCACAGAGCUGCAUCGUGAGAAAAAGAAAUCGGCGGCUUAUCAAGAACAGCUUCAGAUGGUUCUAAAAUGCAUUGAAGAACACACUCAGCGGCUAUCAUUAAAAGUUGAUGCGGUGUCCAACAAUCUCAGGGAACUUGAAUCUGAAGCUCGAGACAGCUUAUUUUCUGAUCAAGAUGACAUCUCUUCUUAGUGUAAGCUCAUCGGGUAGAGCUAUAUGCGCUCAAAUUGCUGGUUACUUGGACUUGACUUAUUUUGGUCUCUCCCUAUGUCUGUUUGAAUGCAACUUUAUAAAAAGGAAUAACAGAAUGAUCAAGUUGUUUAUGGCAUAUUUUGGAUACUUUAUAAAAAAAAAAAGGAAAGGUGCUCUUUGUUGUCAUUGUAGUUACUUCCAGCCAUUAUUCUUCUCUGUAUUCUCUUAAUUGGAGAGAAUUUGUUAUUUAAACAUUUAUGCAUGGCAGGCUGAUUUAUGAUGAUGACACUUUUCUUUCACAUUCUGUUGAAUGCUCUUUAGGGAGAUGAUGGAUGACAUUCGAUCUUGAUAAAAAUAAUGGCGUCCACCUUGCUGGUAAUUGAUUCUGAUGUCAAUCUUUCCCCAAAAGAAAAUCUGCUGUGGAGGGCUGUUAAUCUUUUCCCUCCAAGUUUCUUGAUGGCUAAUUGCAGCCUGAAUCUGCUCACCAUCUGUACCUGUAUUUGUAAGAAUAUUCAUGUUAUUACAAAAUUUACCUUCAUCUUUUUACCGUUGCAUUUUUUUUUUGUUACAUAAGACGUCGUAGUCUGGGAAUAAGGAAAAUGAUUGCAGCUGUUGAGAUUCGAAUUUUAAAUUUACUUAUGGAUGUUAUCUCUUAAACGUGAUUGCAUAAACCGAGAUAAACUCAGUUUUUAUUUCAUCCUUGCUUCAGAAGAAGCAAUCUACUUGCAAUA
Molecule: messenger RNA, 1539 nt
Organism: Durio zibethinus
Lineage: Eukaryota; Viridiplantae; Streptophyta; Magnoliopsida; Malvales; Malvaceae
Product: protein FAR1-RELATED SEQUENCE 5-like
Source: RefSeq, a predicted model, not a curated record